AUGGCCUGGUGGUACCUGGCCCUCCUUCCGAUUGGAGCCCUCCUGGCAGCCUCCCAGCCAGCUCUGACCCAGCCAGAUGCGUUGUUGGUCUUCCCAGGCCAAGUGGCCCAACUAUCCUGCAUGCUCAGCCCUCGCCAUGCCACCAUCGGGGACUAUGGCGUGUCUUGGUACCAGCAGCGAGCAGGAAGCGCCCCCCGUUAUCUCCUCUACUACCGUUCAAAGGAUGACCACCACCGUUCCCCAGACAUCCCUGAUCGUUUCUCAGCAGCCACAGACGCAGCCCACAAUGCCUGCAUCCUGAUCAUCAGUCCUGUGCAGCCUGAAGAUGAUGCAGAUUAUUACUGCUCUGUGAACUACAUGUCAUAG
Messenger RNA from Pteronotus mesoamericanus, 366 nucleotides. RefSeq names its product V-set pre-B cell surrogate light chain 3 (gene VPREB3). The coding region runs from base 1 to 366 and encodes 121 amino acids. The record is from RefSeq and is a predicted model, not a curated record. The transcript has 2 exons. Lineage: Eukaryota; Metazoa; Chordata; Mammalia; Chiroptera; Mormoopidae. Gene Ontology annotation, biological process: immunoglobulin production; immune response.